AUGACUAGACCCAUAAUUCCUACAAUUGAGAUCAAAGAAACUCAUACGCACAUCCCCGUACUUGGGUUUGGUACUGGUACCCAAUGGCGUAUAGCUAAGCGUGAAGGUGAGACGAAGGGUCAAUUCAUCGAUAAACUUGUAGAUCAGUUGGUAACAGCUGUUGACUUAGGUUUUAACCACAUCGAUACUGCAGAAUUCUACUUGACUCAUGAAGAAGUAGGAGAAGCUCUUAGAAGAUCUCAACUUCCUCGCGAUAAGCUGUUUAUUACGGAUAAAUACAACCAAGGCGCUUGGACUGGCCUUGAUUGCUCAGGACCCAUCCAAGCAGCUAAAAAAGGAUUAGAAGCUCUAGGUAUUAAAUAUUUUGAUCUUUACAUGCUCCACAGGCCCGAUAUCACAAAGGAAAACGCUGGAAUCGAUCUUCAAGAGGCAUGGAGACAAGUGGAGGAGCUUUACGAAGCUGGAAUCGCUAAAGCAAUCGGUGUCUCCAAUUUUCCUCUGGAGACUUUAAAACAGAUGGAAAGCUACUGCAGAUAUCUCCCCAUGGUUCACCAAGUUGAAUUCCAUCCGUAUUUGCAAAAUCAAUCUCCUGGUGUCGUAGAGUGGUGUCAAAACAAGCAUAUUGUUGUAGAGGCGUAUUCACCAUUGGCACCAUUAUUUAGAGCAAGACCGGGACCAUUAGAUGAUAUUUUACCAAAUCUGAUGAAGAAGUACGGUAAAAGCGAAACUCAAAUAGUAUUGAGAUGGGUCAUUGAUCGUGGUAUCGUUGCCCUAACUACAUCUUCCAAAGAAGAACGCAUACAUGAGAUUUUGGGGACGCUUGAUUUUGAAUUAGAAAAGUCUGAUGUGGAACUGAUCAAUGAAGUCGGUAGCAAGAAACAUUUCCAAUGGUGUUUACCUCAUUUUUUCGAUGUUUACAGAUCUUAA
Zygosaccharomyces rouxii is the source of this 927-nucleotide messenger RNA. Its product is annotated as aldo/keto reductase. The coding region runs from base 1 to 927 and encodes 308 amino acids. The record is from RefSeq and is a predicted model, not a curated record. NCBI's taxonomy places the organism in Eukaryota, Fungi, Ascomycota, Saccharomycetes, Saccharomycetales, Saccharomycetaceae. The transcript has a single exon. Gene Ontology annotation, molecular function: oxidoreductase activity, acting on NAD(P)H as acceptor.